AUGGUGAAACUACAAGCAGCUACAGUCUCGAAUCAAUUGGUCUCCAAAAAGCGAAAGCGAGCCGCGAAACCGCCACAAGAAGAAGAAGAGGCAAUUGUUACAUCAGAUGUAGACAAGCCGUCUGAAGCAACUUCAGUGCCGACUAAGACGCACGAUGGCGGCAAGAAACCUCGUCGGGCUCCCAAGUCCGGAGCGCCGCCGACUCUGCAACGACGAAACUCUUCAACUCUUGUCGAGACGUCAAUACCAUGGCCGACAGAAUUCAACAAGAUCGCACAAACACACAAAGCGCUGAACCUGGUGUAUACAUUCUGCUGCACGCGUAAGCAUCUUGCUACUACGUUUGAGAAUCUGAAAAGCACUGUCGAAGCUAGCAUAAAGAGGCCAUUGAGCAUUGCAGAGGUUGCCAAAGUCAAGACGCUUGUGCCGCACGCGAUUAAUUUCCAAUAUGUAGACGAGACACUACUUCAAGUGGCUCUGAUGGGCGAGGAGGAUCUUAGAAAGGGUAGGGCGACGAGCGACAUGUUUCCCUCCAAUCCGGCCGAAGAGCGAAAUGUCAAAACCGGCUUAGGGAAAGACGAACACGUGGAAGUGCUUUUAUUCGAAUUCAUCGAUGGAGAUUUGAAGCGACAGGUCACGAAUCCAAAGACCGGCGAAGCAGUGAAGGCGACGCGCAAGUUGCGUGAAGAAGAAUUGAAGAUGCCUGUGUUUAGCCAGAAACAGAUGACCAAGCUUAUCGAAAAGCGCAAUACGAAAUUUACAUCCGCAAUCAAUGCUUGGCUCAACGACUGUGCUGCAAAAGGGGUCGAUGCGGUGAAGGAGCUGGAGGAAGAGCACAAGAAAUUCAUCCCACAGACGGCUGAAAGUAGAAGUUCGACUCCAGCACCAGACUCAGCAAAGGACUCGCUUCCAAAGACGAUACCGGAUGAACGUCAAAGCAUCUCCGAAAUCGUGGAAGAGCUCAAGGGUCUGGAAUGGUACACCGGGCAGAUCGUACCUGAUGGCCAUCGUGUCUUCGAUCCCCAGCAAGCCAUCUAUGGAGAAUUAAAUUUCGAGCUUAGUCAAAGCUUGGUAGACGCGCUAUACAAUACACGCAACAUACAACAGCUAUACAGUCAUCAGACCGAGGCAAUAAAUGCUUUGAAUGAAGGUCGCAAUGUCAUCAUUGCAACAUCAACCAGCUCUGGCAAAUCCCUAAUUUACCAGCUUCCGGUGCUACACGCACUGGAGCGUGACCCCGAGACGCGAGCCAUGUAUAUUUUCCCAACCAAAGCUUUGGCACAGGAUCAGAGGAGAAGCCUGAAAGAAAUGCUUACCUAUCUUCCUGGUAUGGAGGAAGUCGUCUGCGAGACAUUCGAUGGAGACACACCGUUUCUAGAACGCAAUCGAAUUCGCGACGAAGCGAGAAUCAUCUUCACAAAUCCGGAUAUGUUGCACUUGACUAUACUACCGCAAGAGGAGAGCUGGCGACACUUCCUGCAAAAUUUGAAAUACGUCGUCAUGGAUGAAUUGCAUGUUUACAAUGGACUUUUCGGCGCCCAUGUUGCGUUCAUCAUGCGAAGAUUGCGGAGGAUCUGUGCUGCCGUUGGCAACAGACAUGUGAAAUUUGUUUCGUGCUCGGCAACAGUGUCCAAUCCUGAAGAACACAUGAAGACCAUCUUCGGCAUUGAAGAAGUCAAACUCGUCGAUUUCGAUGGCUCGCCGAGCGGAAGGAAAGAGUUCCUAUGUUGGAACACUCCAUUCAAGGACCCGGGCGAUCCGUCCAGCGGGAGGGGUGACACACAUGCAGAGACUGCAAGGCUUUUCUGUCAACUCAUCCUUCGGGGUGUGCGAGUCAUUGCGUUCUGUCGAGUGCGAAAGCAAUGCGAAAUUUUGACAACAUCCAUCAAAAAUGAGCUCGCGAGCCUUGAACGACCCGAAGUUAUGGCCCGUGUGAUGGCGUAUCGAGGUGGCUACACUCCACAAGAUCGACGUCGGAUUGAAAAGGAGAUGUUCGAAGGCAAGCUUGUAGGCAUCAUCGGCACGUCUGCUCUUGAGUUGGGCGUGGACAUUGGAAGCCUUGAUGCUGUCAUUACUGUCGGCUUUCCCUACACCAUCGCCAAUCUACGGCAGCAAUCUGGCCGUGCGGGAAGACGAAACAAAGACAGCUUGUCUGUGCUCGUUGGGGACUGCUUUCCGACUGAUCAGUACUACAUGGAGAACCCUGACGAGAUCUUCACAAAACCAAAUUGCGAAUUGCAGGUCGAUUUGGGGAACAUGCUGGUGGUGGAGGGGCACAUCCAAUGUGCUGCUUUUGAGGUACCGAUUCGAGCUGACGAGGAUAAGGUUUAUUUCGGUAAACAACUCGAGGAGAUUUGCACAGAACGAUUGCGAAAGGAUAAUUUGGGCUUCUAUCAUACUGACGAGCGGUUCUUACCCCAUCCGUCGCGAACGGUCGCUAUUCGAGAUACAGAAGACAGCCAUUUCGCGAUUGUUGACACGACAAAUAAUAGGAACAUCGUGCUUGAAGAGCUCGAGGCCAGUCGUGCAUUUUUCACCAUUUACGAGGGCGGGAUCUUUCUACAUCAGGGCCAGACCUAUCUCGUCAAAGAGAUGAACACCGAACGAAUGAUCGCCAAAGUCGAAUAUGUCAAGGUGGACUGGACUACCCAGCAGCGCGACUUUACUGACAUCGAUCCCAUUGAAACGGAGGCAAUUCGUCGCAUACCAGGUUCCCGCAGUCGUGCGUUCUUCGGCACCAUCAAAGUGUUGAAAAACGUUUUCGGCUUUUUCAAGGUGGAUAAGAAAAGACGCAUCCUCGACGCUGUGCAAGUGGACAACCCACCCAUCAUCAUCUUCAGCAAGGGCAUGUGGCUCGAUGUGCCCAAGUCAGCAAUCGAGAUCCUCAAUUCUCGGCGUCUCAAUGUGGCUGCCGCGAUCCAUGCCGCUGAACAUGCCAUCCUCAGCCUCAUGCCCAACUUUGUCAUCUCCAUGCCGGGCGACGUCAAGACGGAGUGCAAGGUUGCCAUCAAGGAAUUCGCCAAGAAGGAGACUACGCGCAAGCGACCCGCACGGUUGACAUUCUACGACGACAAGGGCGGACAACACGGCUCAGGAAUCGCCGCCAAAGCUUUUGAAUUCAUCGAUCUUCUCCUCAAUCAAGCCUGCGACCGUGUCGAAGCGUGCCAUUGUUAUGAAGGAUGUCUGGAAUGCUGCUGUAGUGAGCGAUGCGGAGAGGCCAACCAAGUCAUGUCCAAAGCCGGCGGCGAAGUCAUUCUGAAAUCUUUCCUCGGAAGGGAGAUCGAUGUCGAUAAUCUACCCUGGGGCCCUGAAGAUGAACGGGCUCCUGCCGGAAUCGAGACGGUCAUCCUUGCGGAAGAAGUGAGGCCUCGAGCGGGAAGAGUGGUAGACAUUAUUGAAACGAGACGCGAGGGCGGUCGAGCGCAGAAUGUCGUCGUUGCUACACAACGGGUUAGCGAUACUGGAGACGAAAUCCUCGUCAAAGAAGAACCGACGGACGAUGAUUGA
Molecule: messenger RNA, 3507 nt
Organism: Dissoconium aciculare CBS 342.82
Lineage: Eukaryota; Fungi; Ascomycota; Dothideomycetes; Mycosphaerellales; Dissoconiaceae
Product: P-loop containing nucleoside triphosphate hydrolase protein
Exons: 1
Coding region: 1-3507 (1168 amino acids)
Molecular function (GO): nucleic acid binding; ATP binding
Source: RefSeq, a predicted model, not a curated record